CUACAAAAAAGCCCACAAUGGGUUCUCGCCCCGUUACAGAUGCUGAAUGGGAUUCUCUAUCGCCAGAUUUUCCAAACUUGGACAGAAGUUACACCUUCUGGCAAGCUCCUGAAACACUGUCGUAUAACUGUAUUGCAUGGUCUAUGGGUAUCACUUGGACUUGGAUCGACCCACCGUCUGACCAGAAUAGUUUCACAUUGCUAUACAAGUGUCUUGGCUUUAAACCUUGCGCAGAAAAUUUGGGUACAGUCGAUGGAUAUGCUCUGAAUGGAGAAAUGACUCACGCUUCAUGUUUACUUGGAACCACAUGGUCCAGCAAGCUUGGAGAGGAUUUUAGGAUCUCCCAUCCACGCGUCGGAUUAGUUGGCGGCAUACUGUACGGAGAUAUUGUUAGUCAUUAUUGUCCAGCAACAACUUCGUGGAGCCUUCCUCAGGAUCUCGAGCUAGAACCUGCAAGCCAGGAAGUUGUGCAACAAAUCGCUACCCUGGCAGACUCCAUCAAAACCUCAUAUCCAGAGCUUACUAAUAAUUUCGACACCCUGUACGCUGCUUGGAAGGGGACAUGGUUUUCGACUUUUAACAUGGCUCUGCAACAAAGCUCUGCUGCCCGGGCAACUGGACCACAGUGGGAGGCUGUAGUCGCUUUAGGACCGACUGUUCUACCUCUAGUCGUUGCAAAGCUGACAACUGGAGAUGAUGCAUUUGCUGUGCAGCUAUACAACAUGCUCGAAACAGAUGCGACCAAAAGAGUUGACCCAGAUGAACUGACAACCUACUAUUUUCUCAACAAUCAGGCUCAGGCAGAUGUCACCCUAUUCUCUAGUGAUGUCAGUGCCUUUAAUGCCCUCGCAGAUCUUUGGAUUCAGGAUCAGAGCCACAUUUUACGCUCAAGUCGUUCUACUGAUUAUCUAAAUCAUGAUUCUUACAAUCGCCUCGUCCGGAUGGGGAAGUCGGCCAUACCACUCAUCAUGGAGCGUUACGCAAGGGACCAGGAAGGGUGGUGGCAUGAAUUGAUGUACGAGAUUGUCCACCAACGGAGAUCUGGCUCUAUGACGUUUCAUAAAGUUGACUUGUUUGCAUAUUGGAAGGACUGGUUUCAGAAUCCUUCUGUUUCUCAAGCUAGUAGUUCUUAGUUUUAAGGCUAGCUUUCUAUAGUGAG
Messenger RNA from Pseudogymnoascus verrucosus, 1159 nucleotides. RefSeq lists its product as uncharacterized. The coding region runs from base 18 to 1133 and encodes 371 amino acids. NCBI's taxonomy places the organism in Eukaryota, Fungi, Ascomycota, Leotiomycetes, Thelebolales, Thelebolaceae. The record is from RefSeq and is a predicted model, not a curated record. The transcript has 4 exons.